AUGACCCAGCUGCUUCCACACGUUUCCCAGAGCUCUCUGGGUGAGACGUGUGCUUUCUACCUGGAUUACAUCACCGCCAGCCUGCCCUCAUCGUUACACUCUCUCCACCAUAAAUUCCUCUUGCCCCUCAUCUCACGCCCCGCCUCCUCAACAACGCCCUUGCUGCGCGCCUUCUCCCCGCUCGACUGGGUUUCAUACUACAACAGCACCGACAACAACAAAGUACCCGCCGUUCUCACACUUGUCGCUUGCGCGAUUGCCCUCAUCUUCAUGUCUUGGCGCAACCUUUGGCGCCGCCCCGCGCCGUCUUACCAUCCGACGAAUACCAGCGAGCGGCCUUACUCCUACCUUACGCCGGAUGACAUUGUCGAUCCGCCGUCCCGUUCGUACAGAGGAGAAGAUGACAAUGAACCGGAUAAACUCGUUCUGAACCACCGCAAGGUUACUUAUGAACUGCAUUUCCCGCCUUACUCUAUAAACGAUGGUACCCUCAGUAUUGGCCAGCUGAGGCAGGCCGCCGCAGAGGUCACGCGCACUGCCGAUCCGAACCGUAUCAAACUACUCUACAAGGGCAAGCUCCUCGAUGAUGACUCGCUGCAAUGCCGCGCGGAGGGCCUCAAACAACAGUCUGAGAUCCUGUGCGUCGUUUCAGAGGUGCAGCCUGGCACCAGAACACCUAGCGACGUAUCCUCCAUCGGACGGACGAGCGAAGAAGCCCCUCGCCACUCGUCACUAAACAUUACCGAGAUUACACCAAAAUCAGAUAGCAGCAAGAAGAACAAACGCAAGAAGAGCAAGAAGGGCAAAAAGAAGAAGACAUCGUCAGCCGACUCUGACGACGAUGAGUUAUCAACACCUCCCGCUCAGCCCCCGCGACCUACCUCAUCCGCGGGCGGCGCCAGCCGCCACGCCCUACCACCUCCAGCUCCCAAUCUAAACACCUUCCCCACCCCGCUGGAGCAGGUCUACGGCCUGACCGCAUACUUCCGCAAAGAGAUCCUCCCGCUCUGUAACCGGUACAUCACAGACCCGCCACAGGACGAGAAAACUCGCGAUUUCGAGCACAAGAAGCUCGGCGAGUUCAUUCUGGCGCAGGUCAUGAUCAAGGCCGACUCCAUCGAAGUAUCCAAUGAUGAGACCCGCAAUGCGCGGAGGGCCCUGAUUAAAGAGGCUCAGUCUGCGCUUAAUCAGGUUGAUGCGGUGGCAAAAAACUAA
Molecule: messenger RNA, 1215 nt
Organism: Aspergillus mulundensis
Lineage: Eukaryota; Fungi; Ascomycota; Eurotiomycetes; Eurotiales; Aspergillaceae
Exons: 1
Coding region: 1-1215 (404 amino acids)
Molecular function (GO): protein-folding chaperone binding
Source: RefSeq, a predicted model, not a curated record